Messenger RNA from Chelmon rostratus (copperband butterflyfish), 1266 nucleotides. It is a transcript of the gene tbxta, whose product is annotated as T-box transcription factor Ta. Gene Ontology annotation, biological process: positive regulation of DNA-templated transcription; regulation of transcription by RNA polymerase II; cell fate specification. Bases 1 to 1266 code for a protein of 421 amino acids. Gene Ontology annotation, molecular function: DNA-binding transcription factor activity, RNA polymerase II-specific; RNA polymerase II cis-regulatory region sequence-specific DNA binding. The transcript is spliced from 8 exons. Gene Ontology annotation, cellular component: nucleus. Lineage: Eukaryota; Metazoa; Chordata; Actinopteri; Chaetodontiformes; Chaetodontidae. The record is from RefSeq and is a predicted model, not a curated record.
AUGACUUCUUCCAACCCUGACCAGCGCCUGGAGCAUCUCCUCAGCGCCGUGGAGAGCGAGUUCCAGAAGGGCAGCGAGAAGGGAGACGCGUCCGAGAGGGAUAUUAAACUGACUCUGGACGAUGCAGACUUAUGGAUCAAGUUUAAAGAGUUGACCAACGAGAUGAUUGUCACCAAAACUGGAAGGAGGAUGUUCCCGGUGCUGAGGGCCAGCGUCAGCGGCCUGGACCCCAACGCCAUGUACUCGGUGCUGCUGGAUUUCGUGGCCGCGGACAACAACCGCUGGAAGUACGUGAACGGGGAGUGGGUCCCCGGUGGCAAACCGGAGCCCCAGAGCCCCAGCUGCGUCUACAUCCACCCAGACUCCCCCAACUUCGGAGCGCACUGGAUGAAAGCGCCCGUGUCCUUCAGCAAAGUGAAACUGUCCAACAAGCUGAACGGGGGCGGACAGAUCAUGCUGAACUCUCUGCACAAAUACGAGCCGAGGAUACACAUCGUGAAGGUCGGCGGCAUCCAGAAGAUGAUCAGCAGCCAGUCUUUCCCUGAAACACAGUUCAUAGCUGUCACUGCUUACCAGAAUGAGGAGAUUACUGCUCUGAAGAUAAAGCACAACCCCUUUGCCAAAGCCUUCUUGGACGCCAAAGAAAGGAGCGACCAUAAAGACGUCCCAGAUCACAGUGCAGACAGCCAACAGUCUGGCUACUCUCAGCUUGGAGGUUGGUUCCUCCCAGGCCAGAGUCCUAUCUGCCCCAGCAGCAGCCCUCCUCAGUUCAGUGGCACGGCAGGCCACGCCUCUGGCUCCUACUGCGAGCGCUACUCCAGCCUGAGGAGCCACAGAGCGGCCCCAUAUCCCAGCCACUACCCCCACCGCACCUCCAGCACAAACAACUACAUGGACAACACUUCAGGGACUCUGCCCGCUCAUGACAGCUGGUCUGCUCUUCAGAUCCCGAACUCCACGGGCAUGGGCACUCUGUCCCACACCACCAACUCCACAUCCAAUUCCAGUCAGUACCCCAGCCUAUGGUCAGUAGCCGGCACUACCCUCACCCCUUCAGGCUCGGCCUCAGGCUCCAUACCUGGAGGUUUGACCUCCCAGUUCCUGAGGGGCUCCUCCUACACGGGCCUGACCUCCUCGCUGCCCGUCUCCUCGCCCUCCUCCAUGUACGACCCAAGCCUGAGCGAGGUCAGUGUCGGGGAGGCCCAGUUCGAGAGCUCCAUCGCCAGGCUGACCGCAUCCUGGGCGCCUGUGGCUCAGAGCUACUGA